This is a messenger RNA of Cebus imitator (Panamanian white-faced capuchin), 1702 nucleotides long. It is a transcript of the gene ZNF622, whose product is annotated as zinc finger protein 622. The record is from RefSeq and is a predicted model, not a curated record. NCBI's taxonomy places the organism in Eukaryota, Metazoa, Chordata, Mammalia, Primates, Cebidae. Gene Ontology annotation, biological process: ribosomal large subunit biogenesis. Gene Ontology annotation, molecular function: nucleic acid binding; zinc ion binding. Gene Ontology annotation, cellular component: preribosome, large subunit precursor. The coding region runs from base 136 to 1566 and encodes 476 amino acids. The transcript is spliced from 6 exons.
AGUGACAAUCAGGGAGUCGGCUAGUUCAGUAGCUCUUCGUAGCCGCUGAGGCGGGUUAAGGUCUGAGGCUCUUGUGAGGCCAGGGCGCUGAUCACUAGGUGUUUGGCUUGGUCUGCUCUUAUUUCUCGCCUGGCAAUGGCGACGUACACCUGCAUAACUUGCCGGGUGGCGUUCUGCGACGCGGACAUGCAGCGGGCCCACUAUAAGACAGAUUGGCACCGCUACAACCUGCGGCGGAAGGUGGCCAGCAUGGCCCCGGUGACCGCCGAAGGCUUCCAGGAGCGAGUGCGGGCGCAGCGGGCCGUUGCCGAGGAGGAGAGCAAGGGCUCGGCCACCUACUGCACCGUUUGCAGUAAGAAGUUUGCCUCUUUCAACGCCUACCAGAACCACCUCAAGUCCCGGCGGCACGUUGAGCUGGAGAAAAAGGCCGUGCAGGCCGUGAAUCGGAAAGUGGAGAUGAUGAAUGAAAAGAACUUGGAGAAAGGACUGGGCGUGGACGGUGUGGACAAGGAUGCCAUGAACGCGGCCAUCCAGCAGGCCAUCAAGGCGCAGCCGUCCCUGUCUCCCAAGAAGGCGCCCCCAGCGCCUGCAAAGGCCGCGAGUGACGUGGCCGUGGAUACUGGUGGCCGUAGGACCCACAACCGAGACCCGAGCGAGAAACCGCCCCGGCUCCAGUGGUUUGAACAGCAGGCGAAGAAGUUGGCAAAGCAGCAGGAGGAGGACAGUGAGGAGGAAGAAGGGGACCUGGAUGAAAACGAUUGGGAAGAUAUUGAUUCUGAUGAAGAAAUGGAAUGUGAGGAUACCGAAGCAAUGGACGAUGUGGCGGAGCAGGAUGCAGAGGAGGAAGAGGCUGGGGAAAAACCACCCCUUGGUGCCAUCCCUAUUACAGACUGCUUAUUUUGUUUACAUCAUUCCAGCUCGCUCAUGAAGAAUGUGGCUCAUAUGACCAAAGUCCACAGUUUCUUUAUUCCUGACAUAGAAUAUCUUUCAGAUAUUAAGGGACUGAUUACAUACUUGGGAGAGAAAGUUGGUGUUGGAAAGAUUUGCUUGUGGUGCAAUGAGAAUGGGAAGUCCUUCUACUCCACAGAAGCUGUACAGGCGCACAUGAAUGACAAAAGCCACUGUAAGCUCUUCACAGAUGGCGAUGCUGCUUUGGAAUUUGCAGACUUCUAUGAUUUUAGGAGUAGCUACCCAGAUCACAAGGAAGGGGAGGACCCUAAUGAGGCUGAGGAGUUACCUUCAGAAAAGAACUUGGAAUAUGAUGAUGAAACCAUGGAAUUGAUUCUGCCUUCUGGUGCCAGAGUAGGUCAUCGCUCCUUGAUGAGAUACUACAAACAGCGAUUUGGCUUGUCAAGAGCUGUGGCAGUUGCUAAAAAUCGGAAGGCCGUGGGCCGAGUACUUCAGCAGUACAGAGCCCUGGGAUGGACUGGCAGCACAGGAGCGGCUCUUGUGCGAGAGCGAGACAUGCAAUAUGUGCAAAGGAUGAAAUCAAAAUGGAUGCUGAAGACAGGAAUGAAGAACAAUGCCACCAAGCAGAUGCACUUUCGGGUCCAAGUGAGAUUCUGAGAGUCUGCUGGGACUGAGCAAUCGUCUCCUGCCCGGGGUUUCCUCUUUGCCCUGAGGACCAGUGAAAGCCAAAUCAUAUGAGAGACCCUUUUGCUGCUACUUCAUUCGUUCUAACCUAAUAAUAAAAGUUAGAAUC